AUGGGCCGCGGCUCCGGCAGCGCGGAGCUGGCCAUGGCCGCACCGCCCGCCCGCUGCCCCGACUGCCCGGGGCCGGAGCGGGGGGGCGGCGGCGCGACCCCCGCCGUGCCACACCUCGGCAUUGCGGUGGACGAGGGGGACGUGCUGCCCGGGGCGCUGCGGAUCGUGCGGCGGCUGAGACCCGCCUGGGAGCCGGCCACGGUGAAGACCAAGCUCUUCACUGACGGCAUCACCAACAAGCUGGUGGCCUGCUACACGGACGAGGGCAUGGCGGACGCGCUGCUGGUGCGGGUGUACGGCAGGAAAACCGAGCUGCUGGUGGACAGGGAGACGGAGCUGAGGAAUUUCCAGGUGCUCCGAGCCCACGGCUGCGCCCCCGACCUCUACUGCGCCUUCCAGAACGGGCUCUGCUACCAAUUCCUGCCAGGAAUCGCGCUGGGACCCGACCACGUGAGGGAUCCUCACAUCUUCAGGCUGGUGGCCCGGGAGAUGGCCCGAGUCCACGCCAUCCACGCCAACGGGAGCCUCCCCAGGCCCAUCCUGUGGCAGAAGCUGCACAAAUACCUCAGCCUGGUGAAGACAGAGCUCAGCCCAAAGGUAUCCAACGCCAGCCUCCCGCGGGACGUGCCCAGCCCCGAGGCGCUGGAGCAGGAGCUGGCCUGGAUGGAGGAGACGCUGUCGCAGCUGGGGUCCCCCGUGGUGCUGUGCCACAACGACCUCCUGUGCAAGAACAUCAUCUACGACAGGACACGAGAGCGCGUGCGCUUCAUCGACUACGAGUACACGGGCUACAACUACCAGGCCUUCGACAUCGGCAACCACUUCAACGAGUUCGCAGGUGUGAAGGAGGUGGAUUAUGGCCUCUACCCCAGCAAGGAGACGCAGCUGCAGUGGCUGCACUCUUACCUGCAGGCCUACAAGGAGCUCACCCAGGGCCACCCAGGUGACAGCCAGGUGUCCCAGGAGGAGCUGGAGACCCUCUACGUGCAAGUGAACAAGUUCUCCUUGGCGUCCCAUUUCCUCUGGGGCUGCUGGGGGCUGAUCCAGGAUAAAUAUUCCACCAUAGACUUUAAUUUCUUACGAUAUGCAAAGUUAAGGUUUAAACAGUACUUCAAGAUGAAGCCGGUGGUCACAGCCCUGCAGCUCCCCAAGUAGGGGCCACCCCGAGCUCUCCUGUCCUGGCCGUGCCCUCGCGCCCCCCUCGCCCCUCGCCCAGCCCGGCCGUGGUGCCAAGGGGGACAAGAGGAGCCCUGCCCCGGCCACCACCGCUGCCAGGAGAGCCUGGCCACCCCUGAGACUGGACCAUGAGAUGCUGGAGAGGACCAGGGCCCCGGCGAGGCCCCAGCCCAUGCCAGGAAGCCUCACCACCGCCUUAACGCUGAGCCCCGCUCGGCCCCGGUGCCCGGCAGGUCCGUGCCCCGCUGGCACUGCUGCUGCUGCUGCUGCCUGGCACUGCCCCUUCCCCCUGCGCUGGCCCCGAGGGGGACACGGGGUCACCCCGGCCGCUGAGGGCCCCCAGAGCUGCCCCACUUUGGUCACUUUGGCUGCCCCAGCGUCCCCUCCUGCCCUGCUGGGUGCCACCCCCGAGGCAACGCAGUCCCAGGUCCCUGGUGGCCCCAGGGAUGGGGCCCUGGUCCCUUUGGGGUGGCAGCUGUGGGCAGAGGGGCAGUGCCAGCCGUGAGCCCCUGGCACCAGUGGGGUGCUGCUGGUGGGCACGGGGGGUGCCCAGCCUGGGGGUGUUCACCCGCAGCUGCCCCUGCCUGUCCCCACUGUCCCCUUGGCUUGGUGGCUUUUCCCGCCAUCCCCAGCUCUGCCCCCAGAGUCAGGGGGAUUCAGGGACAUCCAGGGGGGUCUGUCCUGCCUGUCCCCACCCAUCCAGCUCCUGGUGGCAAUCAGGGCCCUGUGCCCUGCCCCUGGCUGUGGUGACAAGGUGACCGUCCCUUCUCUGGGCACAGGGAUGUCCCCCAGGGCUGCUGGCACAUCCGUGUUUGUUUCGGUGGGAAAUUAAAGCUGCUGGUAGCUGGAAUUUGGGGCUGGUGGAUCUGGGGCUGGAGCAGGGGCAGCCCCCCCCGGGCUCUGGGGGUGCUCCUGUCCCUUCUGUUCCCCGAGAUGUCCCCAUCCAACCCAGGCCCCACUCUCUGCUCCAAAAAGUCACUUUUAUUGUGCCAAGGGCCAGGGGGAGGGACGAUUGUAAACAGGGAUGUGAAAUAUACAGGUUAAGUUACUCGUCGUCUUAUUAACAAAAUAA
Molecule: messenger RNA, 2248 nt
Organism: Camarhynchus parvulus
Lineage: Eukaryota; Metazoa; Chordata; Aves; Passeriformes; Thraupidae
Gene: ETNK2
Product: ethanolamine kinase 2
Exons: 8
Coding region: 1-1155 (384 amino acids)
Biological process (GO): phosphatidylethanolamine biosynthetic process
Cellular component (GO): cytoplasm
Molecular function (GO): ethanolamine kinase activity
Source: RefSeq, a predicted model, not a curated record